AUGAAUGCAAAUUUACUAAAUUUGAAAACUUUAAUUCUCAGCUCACAUCGCUUAGAUUUAGACUCAAUUGAUGUUUCGAAUUUACAAAAAUUAAUUAUAUGUACUGAUAUAGCUAACGAUCAAGAUGCUAUUGAAAUUGCUAAAUUAUAUUUGAAAAAUCCAACCAUAAACUUAUCAUGGUGGCCUCGUUGGAUGAAAAGAGAAUCAACGUUUUUGACUACUCUUUUUGAUCUACAAUUAUUUACACCUGAUUAUUUUCAAAUAAUUUCGUGUCAAUGGCCAUCAUUUUUUUUCAAAGAUACUAAAAUAUCCAUUAAAAAGAAAAUCGAAUACGUAUCUAAACGCGGUAGAUUAAUCCAAUUUAGAUAUCCAAAGUUACUCACGAUAUUGUUGAAAGAAGAUUAUUCAUUACAGGACCUUCGAGUCCUAGGAUUCUUGUAUGAUGAAUCAAUUUAUAGACCAGUCAAAGAAAUUUUAGAGAAUUAUGAAAAUCGAAGAAAAUUACGGUAA
Messenger RNA from Lodderomyces pseudojiufengensis, 510 nucleotides. RefSeq lists its product as uncharacterized. Bases 1 to 510 code for a protein of 169 amino acids. NCBI's taxonomy places the organism in Eukaryota, Fungi, Ascomycota, Pichiomycetes, Serinales, Debaryomycetaceae. The transcript has a single exon. The record is from RefSeq and is a predicted model, not a curated record.